Molecule: messenger RNA, 3555 nt
Organism: Anopheles moucheti
Lineage: Eukaryota; Metazoa; Arthropoda; Insecta; Diptera; Culicidae
Gene: TfIIA-L
Product: transcription initiation factor IIA subunit 1
Exons: 8
Coding region: 821-2287 (488 amino acids)
Biological process (GO): transcription initiation at RNA polymerase II promoter; transcription by RNA polymerase II
Cellular component (GO): transcription factor TFIIA complex
Source: RefSeq, a predicted model, not a curated record
ACACAUAUCGCUGUCGGAACUUCUUUCGGUGGGCUGUACGCAUAGUUUUAUGUUGCUGGUGUCAGUAGCAAUGACGAAUUCCGUGAAACGCGUUUUCCAGCACAAACCAUAGCCCACUUGUGCGCGGGGCGGCAUCGUGGAAACGUCACAAGCAAAAGCCCAAACGAUCACAGUCGCUACGGGUUGAAGCAUAUAGUUUACGUACAUUUCAUCGGCAACGAAUCCGCUCGAGAGUGCGCGGCCAUCGUCACCUAUUCGGCUUACGCAGAGAGCAAAAGUGUUCGUGUGCAAUGACCGUGUGUGCCAAGAACGGUCACCAGUGAGGAAUUCGGCGGAUACCGAAGCACCUUUUAUUAGUACACCGUCGAUCCUGCACACACUGGUGGUGUUCUCGCGCCCUCGGUUCCUAAAGAUUGUAGCAAAGGUAACCGCUGCCAGAAAGCUCACAGCAAACACAGCAAAAGACUGUCGCCUGUGCUCUUGAGUCGCGGCACCCUGCAAGUGUUAUCACGAUUUCUACAACAAACGGCAGUUUGCUACAUUAAACCAGCUCUGUGGUGUAUGGUUUCUUUCCGUUCAGUGUGUUUUUGCUGCCUGUGGUAGAUUUCUUCCUGUUUUGCGGCGAGCGCAGCGUACCCGCCUAUUAGCUCUAUCGGUAGCGGCAAAUCUCUCAAACGGAAGUUCUGAUACCCAAAGGAUACAGCUUCAAUAUCGUGCAUUUAUAUUCAGAGAGGGAGAGCGCAAAGAGUGUGUCCGCGUGUGUCCAGGAAGUAAGAUCUUCUAUUCCAGAAUUUGCUGUUCGUAAAAGGAAAUAUCCAGGAUGUCUCUCAGCCAAACAUCUGUGCUUAAAGUGUACACCACCGUCAUAGACGAUGUCAUUGCCGGUGUGCGGGAUGCCUUUCUCGAUGAAGGCGUUGACGAGCAGGUGCUGCAGGAAAUGAAACAAGUAUGGACCACAAAACUGUUGGCCUGCAAAGCGAUCGAAUCCACUCCAGAAUCACAAGAUCAACAAGGUUCUGCCAUGAUGUCGAACAAGUCUGCGUCACAUGCAAAGACAAAUGGUACGAAGAAAUCAAAGGCCGCCACGGCGGCUGCUUCGGCCGCAGCAGCAUCCAACAAUCAGCAGGAAAAUGGCAAAGCAAACAACAACACAAAGACCAAUGUGGAGGUGAAAAAUGAGAAAAUACCCUCCCUGGUUCCAACCGGAAAUGCACCGCAAGCCGGUGGAAAUCAGAAUAGUACCGGCAACACUACCACCUCCGGUUCAAACACAACAACAACGACAGGACAGCCGCAGCAACAGCAAAACACUUCACCAGCCGCCGUCGUGUCAGCGCUCGAUCCCGACAAGCAGGUUGCAAUCCAGAUAACGCUACCGGCACAACCGAACGUACCGAACAGUCAGCCGCGUGUGCUAACGAUUCAGGUGCCGGCUUCCGCACUGCAAGAAAAUCAAUUGCAUCAUGUGCUGACCAGUCCGAUCAUUGCCUCCAUUAUGCCACUCCCCCCGCACAUCGCAUCGAACGUGUUGCAGCAGCAUGUUAAUAGCUAUUUGCAGAAUCUUAAUUUAAAUACCGUUCCAAUCCAGAAACAGUUGGAUGGUGCCUGUGACGACGAUGUUUUUAUGGUAGAAAGUGAAGUUGGAAAAAAAGUUGACGCCAUAAAAUACAAACUUGUGGAACUACCACCACUCCAGAAUCCCCUCGAUCGGUGUCGGCUUGAUCGGCAGCUUAUAAAUGCCUUGACAGUUGGUCAAAAAGCUUACACCUCUGACGAUGAUAUCGAACCAAUCGCGUCAAGUAGUAACGGCCUUAGUGCAUUACGGUCAAAGACAAUGGCGGGGAUACUAGCUAGAACUUCUCGUCGGCGUCCAUUGAAGGGAGUUCGUAAAGCACGGACAGCAAACGAAGGAAAACAAGUUUCAGCCUCUUCGUUCCAUAUCUGCAGCAGCCUUCAACUCGAUGGUGCCGUCGACACAUCCGACGAGGAAGGAAGCGACAUCAGCGAUGACAACAUUGUCGAUGAUGAUGAUGAAGACUUGGACAAGGAGGAGGAGGACGACUUGGAAGCGGAAGGUGGCGCUGAGGAAGAACCGCUCAAUAGCGAAGACGAUGUGACGGACGAAGAUGCGUCCGAUUUAUUCGAUACGGAUAACGUCGUUGUUUGUCAAUAUGAUAAGAUCACACGAUCUCGCAACAAGUGGAAGUUUUAUCUAAAGGACGGCAUCAUGCAUAUAGGUGGCAAAGAUUAUGUGUUUCAGAAAUCGAACGGCGAUGCAGAAUGGUAAGCGCAAACAAUGUACCAGCAAGGUGAUUGGAAAAGGCGAACUAGUGCCUCUAGCAGCUGGAUCUAUUCGAUCAUUCUUCAAUGUACGUACGGUGAAGCUUCAAUGUUGAUGGUAGAUAGAAUAAUGCCAGCGGGAAGAAGAAGGAUACGACAUUGCAAACGUUGAAAUAUCUGCAUCUAGCACUGUAGAGUAAUGGCCCCGAUCUUUUUUUUACAUAAAAUUACUGAGCAACAAGGCGUGCAAUUUGGGGGGAAGUCGAAAUAAGGGCAGUGAAGUAGGGAAGCAGUUCAUAAUGCAGAUUGUAAAGAUAUGGUAUGAUUGUUACACGUUUUCGAAAACCGUAUUGGAAGUCAAACUGAUUCGGAUAUCCAUCACAUUUCGUUGUCUACGCUAAUAAACCAAAAGGAGGGAAACGCAAAUUAAUCAGCUGAGCAGCGUCAUCACACGACUCGUCAACAUCUUCUAUUUGUUAGGUGCUUGCACUAAUGAUCAUAAUUUUCUUGUCAAAAACCUGUUUUGGUGAAGGUUUAUCAAACAAAAAAUCUGCUAAUUCGCAUCGAAACCCAUAAAUCAAGAAUUGAUAACAAAAAACAAUGCAAGAACCUAAUACUUUAAAGGCUUGAAGUGGAAUGCCAUUGCAAACUCUCGAGGAAACUCCGAUGGAAAUAGUUUGAUUUAGCACCAUUUAGAAACAUGAAUCACAAAUGCGUUUGUUUGCGCGUGUUUGUUCUUUGUAAACUUAAUCCAUCUCAUCCAUGUGAGACUUUAACUUUGUACGACUAUUGACCACAUAAAGCUUAUAUAAACGACUACAAAAACUGUCGCAACAUCUUCGUAAAUCGUGAACGUAUCUGGACGAUUUUGUCCAGCAGCAAUAGAACAAUACGUAGAAAACACAAAUAUGUUUAGCAUGUGAAGUAUUUCAACUAUCAAAGAAUAAUUCAGGGCAGGUUUCAUUUUGUUAUCAAUAUCUUUUUUUAUAAACAGUUUCCUCUUAAUUAUGGAAUGACAUCGUUUUGGAGGGUGUUUGAUGUCCGUUUUAUUACCCAUUUCCCUCACACUUCUUUUGUAGAGUUAUAUCUUAUCGACUUCCGUUCUAGCAUUCGUUUGCGCUUGCACUUGGUGCAUAAUUGUUCGAUAAGUGUAGGAAUGUAUGUUUAGGAAGGACUAGCAUGUAAGACUAUGUGUAGUUUAUGGUGGAAAUGCUUGUUUUUAUUGUAAUAAAUAAGAUGACAAGUGUACGUAGUGCAAAAUAAAAAUGACAAAAU